GCAAACACUUCUUCGCUUGUAACCAGCUGCUUCCAUACUGUGGAUCCUGAAGCAAAGUUCACUGUCACAGGCAGCAGAGGUCUGUGAGACGGUAGGAGGUUGCUCUCUCCGCUUGAUCGUUUUCUAUUUUUCUCUUUUUUUGCAGGAAUAAAUCUGCAGUCAUGGCUACAGCAAAUUACGGAUACUACAGAGGCACUAUAUUUUUAGCCAUGUUUGUUGGCUACACAUUGUACUACUUUAACAGAAAGACAUUCUCCUUUGUGAUGCCUUCUGUAAUGGAAGAGAUUACGCUGGAUAAGGAUGACCUGGGCACAAUCACCAGCAGUCAGUCUUUGGCCUACGCUAUCAGUAAGUUCAUCAGCGGUGUGCUUUCGGACCAGAUCAGUGCCCGUUGGCUCUUCUCCAUUGGCUUGUUCAUGGUGGGAGGCAUCAACGUGGUCUUCUCCUGGUCCUCCACCGUAGCCGUCUUCUCUGGCCUGUGGUUCCUCAACGGCCUGGGCCAGGGCCUCGGCUGGCCUCCCUGUGGCAGAGUGCUGCGCAAGUGGUUCGAGCCCUCUCAGUUCGGGACAUGGUGGGCAAUUCUCUCCUGCAGCAUGAAUCUGGCUGGCAGCUUGGGCCCAAUCAUCGCCUCAGUGCUGACCCAGAGUUACAGCUGGAGGACGAUCCUGUCGGUCUCUGGAAUGAUUUGUAUGGUGGUCUCCUUUGUCUGCCUGCUGGUCAUCAAGAACGAGCCUAAGGAUGUGGGGCUGCCCAAUAUAGAGGUGGCAGCCAAGAAGAGCAAAGGAGGAUCCUCCAGCAAUGAAAGCACCCUAUCUGAGUUCCUUUUGUCACCCUACCUGUGGCUGCUCUCUGUGUCCUAUCUGGUGGUGUUUGGGGUAAAGACGGCCUGCACUGACUGGGGCCAGCUGUUUCUCAUUCAGGACAAGGGCCAGUCUACACUGAUGGGUAGCUCAUACAUGAGUGCCCUGGAGGUUGGAGGCCUGUUGGGCAGUCUUGCAGCAGGUUACUUCUCUGACAAGGCAGUGGCCAAACAAGGCAUGAGAAGCUAUGGCAAUCCCCGCCAUUUCAUCCUGAUCAUCAUGAUGGCUGGGAUGUUUGUGUCCAUGUACCUAUUCAGAGUCACUGUCACUCCAGACAGUCCGAAGGUGUGGAUAUUAGUCUUGGGUGCUGUCUUUGGUUUCUGCUCCUACGGACCAAUAGCGUUGUUUGGAGUUAUAGCUAAUGAGAGUGCCCCGUCCAACUACUGUGGGACGUCACAUGCCAUUGUAGCCCUGAUGGCCAACAUUGGUGGCUUCCUUUCUGGACUUCCAUUCAGCACAAUUGCCAAGCACCACGGCUGGGAAAUGGCCUUCUGGGUAGCAGAGAUAUUCUGUGGUGCCAUCGCUGUUGGAUUCUUCCUGCUGCGCAACAUUCGAACCAAGAUGGGUCACGUGUCCAAAAAGGCAGACUAAAAUAGAUCAUUGCACCUCAUUCUCAGCUUUCAGAGGAAGCUGAAUAUUUUGAGACAUCAUUGUAUGUUCAUAUUUUUCUUACUUGAUUUUUUUUUUAUACCACAGUAUUUUCUCAGUCAUACAGGGCAUAAGUGUCAACAAAGACGUUGAUCACUUCUUCCUCAAUACAGUUUUGAAAGCUGCUUUUCUACAUACUGUAUACCCAGUCUGUACUAAGUGCAUUAAUAACUCAACAAGUGAAUGUACAUGACCUCACAUGAUGUAAGCCAUGUAUUCUUAGACACUAGAUGGUUUGUUAAACAAAACCACCUGAGAGAUAAUCCUUGGAAAACUGGCAGGCACUUUCAAAAAAUACUUGGCAGGUGAUUGGAUGAACCAUGUGUCUAUCAACUCUGAUAGAUAGAGCUGGAUUACAUGAGAAUCCUCAUAGGAUGUGUGAUCUUGUGAUGUCAUUAUCUCAUAACUCCAGCUGCCUCACAAGGUAAUAUACCAUGAAUGGUGUAAUUAAAAGUGGCGAAAACACUACUGGAGAACUUUUUCUUCCUGAAAGCCAUUUAAAUCUUUUAAUAAAAAAAUGAAUAGAACAAAAGUAGAAACUGGUUUAGAGGUUGGUGUUUCUUUCAGUAUCUUUUGUACAGUAACUUUGUAAUUAUGAAUCAUGAAUGGAAUUAUAAGACUUAUAAGAUGCUCCUCUUUUUUUGGAGAAAGCAGUCCAUGGUUUAAAUAAAUGAUAUCUUGUUA
Scomber japonicus (chub mackerel) is the source of this 2192-nucleotide messenger RNA. RefSeq names its product solute carrier family 37 member 4a (gene slc37a4a). Gene Ontology annotation, molecular function: glucose 6-phosphate:phosphate antiporter activity. Bases 162 to 1451 code for a protein of 429 amino acids. The record is from RefSeq and is a predicted model, not a curated record. The transcript is spliced from 8 exons. Gene Ontology annotation, biological process: phosphate ion transmembrane transport; glucose-6-phosphate transport. NCBI's taxonomy places the organism in Eukaryota, Metazoa, Chordata, Actinopteri, Scombriformes, Scombridae. Gene Ontology annotation, cellular component: endoplasmic reticulum membrane.